AUGACGCACCCGCCUCGAGCUCCUGCUCCGGCUUCGUCUUCCGCGGCUGGCCCUGGACCGCCCCUUGUCGCGCCGAUGCCCUCGACGGACUCACUUCAAGCGAGCCUUCCCGAUCUGGACGGCAUGAACGACCUGGACAAGGUGCACUUCUCGCAAGACGUCCUUCGGGUUCUUGACAGGCAUCUUUACCCCAACGGCUCGCCCACCGACUUUAUCUCACCAGAGACCACCCCAUCGGCCGCGCGGCUACCUAGCGAGCUGGACAUGCUGCUCAACGUCGUGAUCCCUAUCGUCAUCUCCUUUACGGAACACCACUCUACGCAAAUAUCCGCGCUGGCGAGCUAUCUUCGCGGUAAGCUCCUGGCGUCCGGCGCGUGCCCCGACUUCUUGCCAAAGGACCAAAGGCAGGCCUUCAAGGACUUUGAGGUGGCGGCAAGGAGCGGAGAAGCGAGGGGGUGGUUCAGGCUAGGGAGGGACUACGAGGGUGUGGGUGAUUUGGGCAGAGCGCGGGAGUGCUUUGAGCGGGGCAGAAGCAAAGGGGACUGCGAGAGCACCUAUCGCAUGGGUAUGGCCAACCUCCUGGGCCAGCUCCACCUCUCACCAGAUCCUUCCACCGCCCUACCGCUCCUCCGAGCCGCGUCCUCGCAGACCACUCCCGACUUCCCCCAGCCGUCUUAUGUGUACGGCAUGCUCCUCGCCGGCGAGCUCUCUACCCCUGCACCUAUCCCACCUCACCUCCUACUCCCGCCGACCGCCCCACCAUCGGACGCCCUUCACGCGCAGCAACAAUCCUCACGCGAAGCUCUAGAGCGCGCGGCACACUUUGGUCUCGCCCCUGCCCAGUACAAGAUGGGAUACCUCUACGAACACGCCUCAUUGGGCACGACAUACGACCCGCUCAUGAGUGUCCAGUGGUAUUCACUCGCCAGCCAGGGCGGGGAGAUUGAGGCGGAUAUGGCGCUGAGCAAGUGGUUCUUGUGUGGUGCGGAAGGACAUUUCGGAAAGAAUGAGGACCUUGCGAGGACGUUUGCGGAGAAGGCGGCGCGACGGGGACACCCGAAUGGAUGCUUUGCGAUGGGGUACUACUUUGAGCUUGGUAUCGGUGGAAGGCAGGACAGAGAUCAGGCGAAGAAGUGGUAUCAACGGGCCGCAAAGCUCAACAACCCGGAUGCCAUCCAGCGACUUGCAGCCCUAUCUGCUCCACAACCCCAGCAGAUGACCCUCUCGGAGCAUCAGUCCCGGCUGAACGACACGCUCGUCCGGCGCCACACCCAAGCCAAGAUCCGCUCCGACUACCUCUCGACCCGUCGGGCUCCUCCUCGCGACUCGAGUCGGGCCCAAGCCAAGCUUGACGCAGCGCGGAUCGACGAGGCUCGGCUCUCCUCGGCCACCCCGGUAUCACCUGUCCCGGGUAACGGUCGGCCGUACUCGACCAGCGGGCUCGUCUCGCCCAAUCCCAACGCCGUCCGGUCCCCCGCGCUGCCCGCUAGCGCAACUCACGCGUCGCCGAAGCCGUCAGGAUCCCCUGCGCCUCCUCAGGUUUCGACGCCUGCGCCAGCCCCACAGAGAGGAUACAUCCUGCAGGAUAGCUUGGUUCCUGCUCUGCCGCCACCGGAGAGCUUCCCGGGCGAUCCGGGACCGAGGAAGAAGGGACCGCAGACGUUUGCCGAGAUGGGCUUCGUCAGCAAGCCGGUGCAGGAUGAGGGGUGUGUCAUUAUGUAG
Molecule: messenger RNA, 1722 nt
Organism: Dioszegia hungarica
Lineage: Eukaryota; Fungi; Basidiomycota; Tremellomycetes; Tremellales; Bulleribasidiaceae
Exons: 5
Coding region: 1-1722 (573 amino acids)
Molecular function (GO): protein binding
Source: RefSeq, a predicted model, not a curated record